UGUCGCUCAGAAUUGAUAGUCGCUAAAUUCUAUACAGUAUAUCUCGUGAAAAUGGAACGAAAUACAAUAUUAAAUUGCACAGUUUCGUUAUGAGUGAAUUCGUAGAUCGUAUACAACACCGCUAAAUGCGACCGUAUUCAAUGUCCCUAGGGAAAUGAAACCCCUUGGCUUCUCCUCCUUGACGGCUGCAUCAUUUCCUUCUUGUAGAUCGCGCUUGCAAAGAGUUAUCAGACAGCAGAGCUGCAGCCUCUGCGUUUAGCUUCGAACGCACGACCUGCACCAAUUCAAGCAGAGCCCAUUGCUUCGCGGAGAUCUAUGAUAGCGAGACCAUAGAUUAGAAGAUCGCAUACAUCAUUGGCAAGCGGGCGGCACCGCGCGACGCCGUCUUCAAGUUGUUCGUCGAUUUGACCCAAAUUUCUUAGCAGAAAUCAUCCAAAGCCGUCUAAACCAAUGGGCCACUUUCGAAUAUUGCUUUCAUAUGUUUGCCUCGAGAAGACUUUGACUUCAGCGUCGACAAUUCGGUGUUCCCUACAAGGAAUCUCGCAAACCUUCGCGAUGGAAAGUCAUUCACUUAGUCCGCCUACAGUCACUGUCGUUAUUUUGGAAUCACCUGUGAUUCUUCUGAGAUCUUCGCCAUGGCUAGCCAAGAUCUGUCCAGUGGUCACCGAGUGCGACAUACACUGAGUAAUUGAAUUUUGAACAUAUGAUUAACCGGAGCCCUUCUGAUUCGAACAUUUUGGCGCGAGUUCUAGAAGACGUCUGGCAGGAUUGUGACAGUCGUUCCUCGCAGGUCGCACU
Molecule: messenger RNA, 798 nt
Organism: Suillus clintonianus
Lineage: Eukaryota; Fungi; Basidiomycota; Agaricomycetes; Boletales; Suillaceae
Exons: 2
Coding region: 451-684 (77 amino acids)
Source: RefSeq, a predicted model, not a curated record